Messenger RNA from Symphalangus syndactylus (siamang), 9644 nucleotides. It is a transcript of the gene DENND5B, whose product is annotated as DENN domain containing 5B. Gene Ontology annotation, molecular function: small GTPase binding; guanyl-nucleotide exchange factor activity. NCBI's taxonomy places the organism in Eukaryota, Metazoa, Chordata, Mammalia, Primates, Hylobatidae. The record is from RefSeq and is a predicted model, not a curated record.
CCGCCCCGCGCUCCCACAGCCCGAGCGCCGCUCAGCUGACCCGCGGGCGCCAGACGCGGCGGCUCUCAGCUCGCGAGCGCAGCUGCGGCGGCAAAGGGCCCCCCGGGCCGACACUCCCCCUCGCCCCUCCCCCACCCGGCCGGGCUCUGGACCCGCCGCGCGCGAGCCCGCGGCCGCUUCCCCCGCGCCGAGCGAGGAGGCUGCUGCGGCGGCGGCGAGAGGCGGCUGCGCGGCCAUGGGCGCGCCAGGGUCGCCCUAGGGCGGGCGCACAGACCACAGCCGGAGCGGUGGCGGCGGCCUCCACGGAAAGCCUUCCCAGGCGGCAGCGGCGGCCCCUGGAGCAGCGCGGCCGGGAUGAGCGGGAGCGGCGCGGCGCCCGGCCCGGGCUCGGGCUCCUCCCCGGCCGCCUGCCGCUUCGCGCACUACUUCGUGCUGUGCGGGAUCGACGCGGACAGCGGGCUGGAGCCUGACGAGCUGGCGGUUUUGUACCAAUGGCUAGAAGCAGAUCGUCAUGGCAAGAGCCAAGGUGCUGCAAAUACGACUUCAGGUGAAAAUUUUGACCAGAGUCCUUUGAGAAGAACAUUCAAAUCGAAAGUUCUUGCCCACUAUCCUCAGAAUAUAGAAUGGAACCCUUUUGAUCAAGAUGCGGUGAACAUGUUGUGCAUGCCCAAAGGGCUAUCUUUCAGGACACAAACAGACAAUAAAGACCCCCAGUUUCACUCAUUUAUAAUUACCAGGGAAGAUGGUUCUCGCACCUAUGGUUUUGUUCUCACUUUUUAUGAAGAAGUUACAAGUAAGCAAAUCUGCACAGCAAUGCAGACACUUUACCAGAUGCACAACGCUGAGCAUUACAGCAGUGUGUAUGCUUCAUCUUCCUGCAGUAUGGACUCAUUGGCAAGUAGUCUUGAUGAAGGAGAUACAACUUCCCUUUUGAAACUCCAGCGAUACAACUCCUAUGAUAUUAGCAGAGACACCCUGUAUGUUUCAAAAAGUAUAUGCUUGAUCACACCGUUACCAUUCAUGCAGGCCUGCAAGAAAUUCCUUAUCCAGCUCUACAAGGCCGUUACCUCACAACAGCCACCACCCUUGCCACUUGAAAGCUAUAUCCACAAUAUUCUUUAUGAAGUACCCCUUCCACCUCCAGGGAGGUCACUGAAAUUUUAUGGUGUUUAUGAACCUGUCAUCUGCCAGAGGCCUGGGCCCAGUGAACUCCCCCUCUCUGAUUACCCCCUUCGGGAGGCAUUUGAGCUCCUGGGGUUAGAGAACCUGGUGCAGGUGUUUACCUGUGUUCUUUUAGAGAUGCAAAUCCUUCUCUACUCACAAGAUUAUCAACGCCUGAUGACGGUGGCAGAAGGCAUCACCACACUUUUGUUCCCAUUUCAGUGGCAACAUGUUUAUGUGCCCAUUCUACCUGCUUCUCUGCUACAUUUUCUUGAUGCUCCUGUCCCUUAUCUGAUGGGCCUUCAGUCAAAAGAAGGAACUGACCGUUCUAAACUAGAACUUCCUCAAGAGGCUAAUUUGUGUUUUGUGGACAUUGACAACCAUUUUAUUGAAUUGCCUGAAGAAUUUCCACAGUUCCCCAAUAAAGUGGAUUUUAUCCAAGAACUCUCUGAGGUUCUUGUUCAAUUUGGGAUCCCUCCUGAGGGCAGCCUACAUUGCAGUGAGAGUACCAGCAAACUGAAGAAUAUGGUUCUGAAAGACUUGGUCAAUGACAAAAAGAACGGCAAUGUCUGUACUAAUAACAUCAGCAUGUAUGAGUUACUGAAGGGCAAUGAAACCAUAGCCCGCUUACAGGCCCUGGCCAAGCGUACUGGUGUGGCUGUGGAGAAAAUGGACCUCUCUGCUUCUCUGGGUGAAAAAGACAAGGAUUUAAAACUGCAUUGUGAAGAGGCAGAACUAAGGGACUACCAGCUCAAUGUACAGCUCCGAGAGGUCUUUGCUAACCGUUUUACACAGAUGUUUGCGGAUUACGAAGCAUUUGUCAUUCAGACUGCCCAGGACAUGGAAUCCUGGCUGACCAACCGGGAACAGAUGCAGAACUUUGACAAAGCUUCCUUUCUGUCUGACCAGCCUGAGCCUUACCUGCCAUUUCUUUCACGCUUCAUUGAAACACAGAUGUUUGCCACCUUUAUUGAUAAUAAAAUUAUGUCUCAGUGGGAAGAGAAAGAUCCUUUGCUUCGGGUCUUUGACACUCGGAUUGAUAAGAUAAGGCUGUAUAACGUAAGGGCACCCACCUUGCGGACAUCUAUAUAUCAGAAAUGCAGCACUUUAAAAGAAGCAGCCCAAUCAAUUGAACAGAGACUGAUGAAAAUGGAUCACACUGCAAUCCACCCACAUCUACUUGAUAUGAAAAUUGGUCAAGGCAAAUAUGAGCAGGGGUUCUUUCCAAAGUUACAGUCCGAUGUCUUGGCAACAGGACCAACCAAUAACAAUCGCUGGGUAAGUCGGAGUGCCACUGCACAGCGCAGGAAAGAGCGCCUUCGCCAGCAUUCUGAGCACGUUGGGCUGGACAAUGACUUGAGGGAGAAAUAUAUGCAAGAGGCACGAAGUUUAGGAAAAAACCUGAGGCAACCCAAACUGUCAGACCUCUCUCCUGCAGUUAUUGCACAGACCAACUGUAAAUUCGUAGAAGGCUUAUUAAAAGAAUGUAGAAUGAAGACAAAGCGCAUGUUGGUGGAGAAGAUGGGACAUGAAGCGGUGGAACUUGGCCAUGGAGAAGCAAACAUCACCGGCCUGGAGGAGAACACCUUGAUCGCCAGCCUCUGUGACCUGCUGGAGAGGAUAUGGAGCCAUGGCUUGCAGGUCAAGCAGGGGAAGUCGGCUUUGUGGUCACAUUUAAUUCAAUUUCAGGACAGAGAAGAGAAACAAGAGCACCUUGCAGAAUCACCAGGUAUGACAUCAUUGAGCCCUUCCACUGAAGGGAUUGCCCUUGGACCAGAAAGAAGAAAAUCUGACUCAGGAGUUAUGUUGCCAACGCUCAGGGUCUCUCUUAUUCAGGACAUGAGGCAUAUUCAAAACAUGAGUGAGAUCAAGACUGAUGUUGGACGAGCUCGGGCAUGGAUAAGACUGUCUCUAGAAAAGAAGCUCUUGUCCCAGCAUCUUAAGCAGUUGCUUUCUAACCAACCACUCACCAAGAAGCUUUAUAAGCGAUAUGCUUUUCUACGUUGCGAAGAAGAAAGAGAGCAGUUUCUUUACCACCUUCUUUCUCUCAAUGCCGUGGACUAUUUCUGCUUCACCAGUGUGUUCACCACUAUCAUGAUUCCAUAUAGGUCAGUGAUCAUCCCAAUCAAAAAGCUGAGCAAUGCAAUAAUCACAUCAAACCCUUGGAUCUGUGUAUCAGGAGAGCUAGGAGACACAGGAGUAAUGCAGAUUCCCAAAAACCUCCUCGAAAUGACCUUUGAGUGCCAGAACUUGGGGAAGCUGACCACUGUUCAGAUUGGUCACGAUAACUCAGGACUGUUAGCCAAAUGGCUAGUGGAUUGUGUCAUGGUCAGAAAUGAAAUCACAGGACAUACAUACAGAUUCCCAUGUGGGCGGUGGCUGGGGAAAGGCAUUGAUGAUGGGAGCCUGGAGAGAAUUCUUAUUGGAGAAUUGAUGACAUCAGCAUCAGAUGAAGAUCUAGUAAAGCAGUGUCGGACUCCACCCCAGCAGAAGUCACCCACCACGGCUAGGAGAUUGAGCAUCACUUCACUGACAGGAAAAAACAACAAACCCAAUGCUGGGCAGAUACAAGAAGGAAUUGGAGAAGCUGUGAACAAUAUUGUGAAACAUUUUCAUAAACCUGAAAAAGAGAGAGGAAGCCUCACCGUGUUGCUGUGUGGAGAAAAUGGCCUGGUUGCAGCCCUUGAGCAAGUUUUCCAUCACGGGUUCAAAUCUGCCCGCAUCUUUCACAAGAAUGUCUUCAUCUGGGACUUCAUAGAGAAAGUGGUUGCUUAUUUUGAAACAACUGACCAGAUUCUAGAUAAUGAAGAUGAUGUCCUUAUUCAGAAAUCAUCCUGCAAAACCUUCUGCCACUAUGUAAAUGCUAUUAAUACUGCACCCAGGAACAUUGGGAAGGACGGCAAAUUCCAGAUUUUAGUUUGCCUUGGAACAAGGGACCGCCUGCUCCCACAGUGGAUUCCAUUGUUAGCUGAGUGUCCUGCCAUCACUCGAAUGUAUGAAGAGAGCGCUCUCCUGCGGGACCGCAUGACUGUCAACUCCCUUAUCCGAAUUCUGCAGACCAUUCAGGACUUCACCAUAGUUCUAGAAGGAUCACUCAUCAAAGGAGUGGAUGUGUAACCCAACUGGCUAGAAACUCUCAGUCCAAACCUUGCUCCUUUCCCAACUAGGGGACCGAUUUGGACUUGCCUGACAGUAGUGAGUCACUGCAGGGGCAGCCCAACAUAUGCCCCAUUUGGAACAAUCCUCACUCUACAGGCAAGGCAAAAUGUUGUAUUGUAGUUCAUUUGAACCUGGAAUUUAGUAUAAAAUAGAGUAUUUUCAUGUGUUAGAUGUGUGUAAAUAUGCUAUCUUCUUUAAGAAAUUAUAUUACUCUAAUAAGAUGCUUUUCUUAGAUUGAAUAUUCCUGUGACUUAAAAUAAGUAGCUUAAAAAUGUUGGGGGUUGCGGGGAAGAGUGGUGCUAGCCAGGAAGAAGCCAGUAAACAUGUAAAUAUAGUGCAACCCAGUCGGGCUUUUUUUUUUCUCCAGAUAUCACAGAGAAACCCAGAAUGCAUUGUUAUGUAGUAGCCAUCCAUCUUGGAGUCUGAUCCUUUGUAUUGUGGAUGCACACAGCUUUACCUACUGUACUGGUAGUCUUCACUUGUAUCUUUUAAGUUACAAACUGUUUUAUAUAUUUGAAUCGUUAGUCACUUUUCCAGUCUUUUGGAAAAAAAUUUCAGUCCGCACAAGAUGAUAUAAUUGGAGUAUUUUAAACAGUAGACCCCAGGAGCUUGGCUGAACUGGAAAGAGAACAUACAAAGCUCUGAGAAGUGUGUUCAAUUGUGGGAUUAUAACCUCUUUACACUUUGGAAAGAUUAGCCUAGACUAACUUCAUUCUUGGCAUUUUUAUUCUUGUUAUUUGAGGUACUUUGGGGAGAUGUGAAUUUCAGUGUUAGAUUCAUAGUGAUAAGAACUGCAAACAGCAAUUUGAUUCUGUACUUUUAAUUUGGCCAUCUAAACUCUGCAGUGGUCUACCUCUUAAGGAUAACCGUGAGCCCUGUCUUUGUUAGGGUCUAAUCACCCACCUCUCCAGGGCCCAUCCCCCCUCGGGAAAUGGAAGGAAUGUCUAAGGAGGAGGAGGGCUCUGUGUGGCUUGGAAUGUUUUUGUGAAAGCAUUUGUUGACCAUGAUAAUGCAAAUAACAGAAGGAAAGAGAGAAUGAACCCUUUCUGGGUGUUUCAGGGCAAGCUUUACAUUCCUUUGUAGGAAGGGGAGUAAUAAUGUAAAACAACUGACCCAGAGAAGCUAAAAGCCACUGGCGGCACAGGCUGACAAAAUGGAAGCAAAACAAGAGGUGGCAACAAUUUUGAAAGACCAAAAGUUGUGAGUAACUUUCCAUUUUGAUAGUUUAUAAAGAAGUUAAGUAAAUGUAGUAUUGGCUAGUUACUGUAAGUCCUCAUCUUCUGGUAGGUCCUGUAACUCUAAUUAGGCAUUUGUACAUUUUUAGCAGCAAAAUUGCCUCAGCAGAGCUAGUUUUAUUCCCAGUUGUGGCUGAAAAGCAAAGCCAUGGCAUCAGUAUCCUUGUGCAAUCGGAAGGUGCUGGGCUUUCACCAACUGCGUUGUUAAGCUUAUUUCCUGGAGGAAGAAGCUAAUGAAACAAGUGCCUAACUCCCUUUAUCAAACACUGUAUUCAGCCAAGGACAGCCUCUUUUAACAUGUGACUUCAUACUUGAGGAAAAGGAGAGUUGACAGCUGUAUUUAAAAACCCAUGGAGCCAGGUGCGGUGGCUCACACCUAUGAUCCCAGCACUUUGGGAGGCCGAGGCGGGCGGAUCACGAGGUCAGGAGAUCGAGACCAUCCUGGUUAACACGGUGAUACCCCGUCUCUGCUAAAAAUACAAAACAUUAGCUGUGCAUGGUGGCGGGUGCCUGUACAGGAGGCUGAGGCAGGAGAAUGGCGUGAACCCGGGGGGCAGAGCUUGCAGUGAGCUAAGAUCGUGCUACUGCCCUCCAGCCUGGGUGACAGAGCAAGACCCUGUCUCAAAAAAUAAAUAAAAAUAAAAACCCAUGGAAAUGGUUUAAGAAGAUGGUUCUGGGUAGACCAGAAAUUUGUUUGCCUGAAGCUAAAGUGUGUCUACAAUGGUACAGCUCUUCCAGGGACAUGGGAAGUCUAUCGUGGGAGAUAUCCAGAACCUGUUUACACUGGGUUCCUACUGUGUUUAGUGAUCAGAAACUAUAGAGGGGUCCAGCUCAGGAUUUCAUGCUUGUAUCUUCAUAAGACCAUGCUCCUGACAGGUCUAGGCAACCAGGGGGAUGACUUAGGUUAGUGUGCUGGGAUUGACACACCUCGUCCAGCCUUCUUACUUUGUGGAUGGGAACACUUAAGGAAUAGAGAGAUUAAAUCUUACACUUACCCCACAGCUGGUUACUGACAACACAAGCUCUAGAAUUCAUGUUUGUUUGUUUGUUUGUGUUAUUUCACCAGGCUGCAUGAGACUGACCUUCUGGCAUUCUUACUAAUAGUCUUUCUAUUAUACUAUUGGAUUUUUAUUCAUCCACCUAUACAAGUAGGAAAUAAGGAUGAAUAUUCAUUUAGAAGAAUAUUCAUAUUAACACAUUGCUCUCAGAUUAUUGGGAAUUAACAUCUUGUAAAAACUGGGAGCAGGCCAGGUGCCGUGGCUAACGCCUGUAAUCCUGACACUUUGGGAGUCUGAGGCGGGUGGUUCAUCUGAGGUCAGUCAGGAGUUCAAGACCAGACUGGCCAACAUGUUGAAACCCCGUCUCUGCUAAAAAAAAAAAAAAAUAGACAAAACUUAGCCAGGGGGUGGUGGCAGGGCCUGUAAUUCCAGCUACUCAGGAGGCUGAAGCAGGAGAAUCGCUUAAACACAGGAGGUGGGGGUUGUAGUGAGCCGAGAUCGCGCCACAGCACUCCAGCCUGGACGACAAGAGCGAGACUCCGUCUCAAAACAAAACCAAAAACAAACAAACAAACAAAAACUGCAAAGCAAAGUUGGAUUUGGGGCCUAUGAAUAAAACCAUCACUUUAAAAAGUAAUACCCCCCAAAAAAGUUACACCUAAAGUUUCAUCUUCAUGCCUUUGUGUAAUAUUACGAUAAUGGUGAAAUGAUGAUUUAAAAAAAAAACACAUCAGAACUGACACAUCCUCUUGGGUGAUGGGUCCUUUAGUCACCUUGUGAGCCCAUGUACUUAUUCCGUUGAUACAGCCUGUGCUAUAAACACGUGGGGCCCUCCUUGUGUGAGCUGCUUGAAUGGCCAGUACCCCCAUUCUUUUGAAUAUUCCCAAUGGUGGUCAAUCUUGGCCUUUAAGAAUAAAUUUAAAUAUUUGGAAAUAGUCCUUAGGAUCCAAGUUUGAUCAAUGAAAAGGAUGCUUAAGCUGAGUUUGGGGUCACAUAAGAAGUGCAGUUAUAAAGAAAUAAGACAUGUUGGGCAUGGCAGUACACACCUGUAGUCCCAGCUGCUUGGGAAGCCAAGGCAGGAGGAUCACUUCAACCCAGGAGUUUGAGUCCAGCCUGGGUAACAUAGGGAAACCCCAUCUCAAAAAAACAAAACAAAGGACUUAGUUUUUAUGUGGCUCAUAAGUGUCUCUAAGUUAUACCAAAAAUUUGAGCACAACAGUAGUCUGAAUGCUUAGAAUAAAUGCUUGACUUUUAAGCUGACUUUUGGAAGGACCAUACCCACAUAGAGGCAUCUUUUCUGCUGUGGUAAUUUUUUAAAUUAAUACAUUGCUUUAGGAUCACGUCUCAAAGUAAAUAAAAAAUCAAUAUUUAAUUUGUUUUUUUUCCUGCAAAUAAAUUAAAUGUCUGGGACCAUAAUGAUUAUUUUUGCAUAGUAAUAGCUGGUGAAGUUGUUUUAAAAUUAAAUUGCCAAAAGUAUUACCUCUUGAAAAAUUUAUUUUCCCAAUGUUUUUCAUGUCCUGAAAUCCCUAAUCUUGACCUUUAUGACACAGUGGCAUUACACUGAUGUUGGAAGCAUGUGUGAGAUCUGUGCCCCGGUCGGGAGUCAUAUGCCUUAAAAAUGACUGCUAGUCAGUGUGAAGUAGUAUAAAGCGGAGUCCUGCGUGGGAAAAAGCAGGCUACUGAGGACAAAAACCUCCCAACCCUCCCCACCCUGUUUUCCACUGGGAAUGAGAAUUUGAUAUGAGAAACUUAAACCUUGCAGAAGUGUGGAUUUCCCUCUGAAAUUUAAAUGUUUCACACAUUUUUGUACCUUUUGUAACCUUGUAUUUACUUUCACAUGGCUUUUUAAAAAAUUAUUUUAAUGAACUUCUAUCACACUAUAUGAAUGAUAUGGGGGAAAUAAUUGCUCAUAUUUCCUUUUUUGGCAAUAAAGCACUGUUAUAUGUAAAUGUAAGUGAAAAAGAGGUUCAAGACUAUACAACAGCUUAUGUGUAGUACAUGUUGACAUCCCUAAGGUAUUUUGAAACAUGAGGUGACAGACAAGGACCUCAAAUUUCCAGGGAAAUAUUUAUUUCACAACAUUAGGAGUGUAGCUCUUCAUAAUGAAAUAUCUUCUUUCUGCUAAAAAUUACGAUUUUUCAUUUAGGGAACUGUGAAUAUUUUCUGUGAGGUUUACAGAAACUAGUCUAUCCUUUUCACUAUGUUGAAAAGACAAUCUGAACUUUAGCUAUUUAUAUUUCAGUAUUAACACACCUUCACUGAUUGAGAGUCUUGAGCCCUUCUCUACUUUUAUAAAGUGACUCCUAUUUCCAAGUCAUCCAUGUCUUUUGAAGUCUGUUCCUUAUAUAAGUAUUUAUUACUUUACUGUUUAGCAUAAAUAGGAGACAGAAAAGGAUAAUAAACUACUAGGUCCUUUAUUCCUAUUAAAAUAAAUUUAUAAAUCCCUUGAAUCAACUGAAUUCUAAGCUUUUUGAAGAGGUUGCUGAUGUAGUGUGAUCAAAAGAAUCUAAGGAGAACCUCAUCUCCAAAAUCUGAUUAGAGCUGUUCACCCUCUCAAAGACAAGAUAAAGAUUGGCUUCAGAGAUAUAUCACAUCAAGCUAGAGGGAAAAAAAAACCUCAAAUAAAAUUUUUCCUCAUUUGAAGGGAUCCAGGGUACCCUUGGGUUAUGUAGGAGGGAAUCAUGUUUGUUCUAAUUUACCUGAAUAUACUCGUGUGUGACUCCAAUCUUGAUUCUAAACACCAAAUCUUGUCAACAAUAGAGCAGUAUAGUGAGGAGUUCCUGCUGUCAAUCAAAUGAAGGUGUGAAACAUUUAGAAUGCUGUGUUACACUUAAACCGUGUAUAAAUGUACCCUGUGUAUCUUUUUUUAAAAUUAGCUUUAUAUUGUUUUUCUUUGUAUUGUUAACAAAAUGCAUCAGAACUGGAUUUUUUUUCUCAUCUGAACAUAAUAUAAAAUUUAAAAGAGUAUUGUGAUAUUAAGCACUUUAACAUACAUAUCAGACAAACUGACGUGGGUUUUUCAGGUUUGGGAGUACAUUUAAAUAUGACUUUUCAUGCUUUGUUCUUUACAAAUAAAACUGUGGGAUUGAUA